CUGAAAAUCUGUGAGUGAUCAAGACUUUAAAAACUCCACUCGAAGAGUUAUUAUUAGUUAUCUGGUGUUCACAUUGCAAUCCACGAUAUUUCUCAAAGUUGCGGAAAACAUUGAAAGGUAGUUUGCGAUACAACAUAAAUUAUCAAGAAAGAAAGUUCCACUGUUUGGGAAGCAACCUCUGACACUACUUAGCCAGGAAUUUUGGAAACAACUUCUCCACUGUUAAACAAAGAACUUCUUUGUCGUCCAGCUCAGCUCUUUCAAAAUGUCGUUGUACCCGUCGCUCGAGGAUAUGCAGGUCGAUAAGAUCCUGCAAUCGCAGAAUGCUGCCAUUUCGAACGCAGCAGCACAACAACAACAGCUGUACAAUGUGCAGCAGGACCCACCUCCGGCUUACACGGCGAAUCCGUACGCUUUACUCAAUAAUCUGUUGCCAUCUGCUGCAACCGCUCCCAGCAGCGGUAGUGACAAAGAACCAGCCAAGAAGUCGGAUUUUGUUUACCCGGAUUUGGCAGAUUAUUUGGGGCUAGAGCUGAGUCGCGAAGUAAUUGCUGCCAACAUGCCUGAAUAUCUAAAUCGGGAUGCUCGGAUGGUUGCUUAUCAACCGGAAGUGUCCCCGAUCACAACCAUCAACAAUGCCAACAUGGUGGCACCGGUCUCCGGAGGUUCGGUAGGAUUGCAGCGUGCGCAAGUGACAAACGGAAUACGCGAGCUGGUUCUGUGCAAAGAUUCGGAUAAGAAGAUCGGUCUAAGGGCGCAAGCCAUCAAUAAGGGAGUAUUUGUAUGCCUCGUGGUGAAGAACAGUCCGGCGGCAUUGGCUGGUCUUAGAUUUGGAGAUCAAAUUCUGCAGGUUAAUGGAACCCUGGUUGCCGGUUAUUCGGUGGAUGACGUUCACAAACUGCUCAAGAAGAGCGACAAGAAUAAUAUCUCCCUGGUGGUUCGUGACCGCCCAUUCGAACGUGCCGUCACUUUGCAUAAAGAUUCUUCGGGAAAUGUUGGUUUCCAGUUUAGCAAUGGCAAGAUCACUGCUAUUGUAAAAGACUCGUCUGCUGCGCGCAAUGGACUGUUGAUAGAGCAUCAGCUUCUCGAAAUAAAUGGACAGAAUGUGAUUGGGAUGAAGGAUAAGGAAAUCUUCCAGUUGAUUGCGGUUGGUGGACAGAUCAUCACCGUGACAGUAAUCCCGACUAUGAUCUACGAUGUGAUGAUGAAAAAAAUAUCCACUUCGUUCAUUAGGGGCAAAAUGGACCACUCGGUGCCCGAUUUCUAAACAGCUAGUGAUUUACAUAGAUGCCAAAAAGAAGUUAAUUUCCACUUUUAUACUAUUGCAUGAUAACAAACUAUGAAUGUUUGAUUACAAUAUUUUUGACAGAAUCUUACAUUGAAGAGUUACGCACAAAGGAUUGGUAGAAUUGCACUCAAGAAUCCAUAAAAUCGCAUAUUGUGUGGAUAACGACGAAAAUAUUCUUUACAAAAGAAAUAACCUGUUAUCCAUCGUUGCAUAUUUUAUACCUAUUAUAUGCCAUACUUAUACAAUUAUUAUAAUGCACAUUUAAUCAGU
Ochlerotatus camptorhynchus is the source of this 1558-nucleotide messenger RNA. RefSeq names its product syntenin-1-like. NCBI's taxonomy places the organism in Eukaryota, Metazoa, Arthropoda, Insecta, Diptera, Culicidae. Gene Ontology annotation, molecular function: protein binding. Gene Ontology annotation, cellular component: cytoplasm; plasma membrane. The coding region runs from base 266 to 1267 and encodes 333 amino acids. The transcript has 3 exons. The record is from RefSeq and is a predicted model, not a curated record.